CACACUUCCCACUUGACAAUCGCGACUUCCUCGUCUCGACUCCAGUACUAACUCCAGCCCCUCGUACAAAUCCUCCAAAAUGGGUCGUCUUCACAGCAACGGAAAGGGAAUAUCGUCCUCCGCGAUCCCCUACUCUCGCAACCCCCCCGCUUGGUUGAAGACCACUCCCGAGCAGGUUGUUGAGCAGAUCGGCAAGCUCGCAAAGAAGGGUGCCACUCCCUCCCAGAUUGGCGAGAUCCUUCGUGACUCUCACGGCAUUGCUCAAGUCAAGGUUGUCACCGGUAACAAGAUCCUCCGUAUCUUGAAGUCGAACGGCCUCGCCCCCGAGAUCCCCGAGGACCUCUACAUGCUCAUCAAGAAGGCUGUUGCCGUCCGCAAGCACCUUUCCACCAACCGCAAGGACAAGGACUCCAAGUUCCGCCUCAUUCUCAUCGAGUCCCGUAUCCACCGUCUCUCCCGCUACUACAAGACCGUCGGUGCCCUCCCCCCUACCUGGAGGUACGAGAGCGCCACCGCCUCCACCCUUGUCGCAUAAGCGCAUGUGGAACUAGUAUGAGUGGGCGUGGAAGUAGAAAAUAUCCAAACGGAGUUUCACGGGCAUGGAUGCUUUACGACUACCCAUAAAAGGGAGCUUUGGGCAUGAUCCGGAAUGAAUGAAAAGUAUUACAUCAAUUCAAACACAUUCUCGUG
This is a messenger RNA of Macroventuria anomochaeta, 690 nucleotides long. RefSeq lists its product as uncharacterized. Lineage: Eukaryota; Fungi; Ascomycota; Dothideomycetes; Pleosporales; Didymellaceae. Gene Ontology annotation, biological process: translation. The record is from RefSeq and is a predicted model, not a curated record. The coding region runs from base 80 to 535 and encodes 151 amino acids. Gene Ontology annotation, cellular component: nucleolus; ribosome; cytosolic small ribosomal subunit. The transcript is spliced from 4 exons. Gene Ontology annotation, molecular function: small ribosomal subunit rRNA binding; structural constituent of ribosome.